Vitrella brassicaformis is the source of this 1021-nucleotide messenger RNA. The record is from the annotation of a GenBank genome assembly. Lineage: Eukaryota; Vitrellaceae.
GAUUAAUUCAGCCAUGGCCGGGCCUACCCGACACGUACACACAUGUCCUGUCCGCACACACACCCCAUCGGGCGUAGAGAGCAAUCGUCAGAGCACCACCACCCACACAAGUCUGUGCACACGCACCACGGGCUGACCAACUACAUCUUUGGCAUCGUCUUGAGCAGUCUCUUGCUGCACCCAACCAGCCAGGGAGGGAGGGACACACGCGCACACACACACACACACAGAAAGACAGAGAGAGAGAGACAUAUGGAGCCAGCUGUGUGUCUCCUUUUUCUCUCUUCCCUCUCUCCCCAUCCAGAGAGCGGCAUGGCCUACGCAUAUUCUUGGAAGGUGGGCAAGUCGACGUCUUGGUUGGGGAAGGUCAUCUCCUUGGCCUCCUCAUACUGCUUCAUAGAGGAACUCAAUGUCAUCAAGGCUGAGGGAGACAGACAGCAACAUCCGUCCACACGCCUCGGUCUCGGUGUCUGUCUGUGCGCCUAUCUCCCUUAGUGUGUUGGGCACAUACUUUCAUACCUUUUCUGCACUGUUCCUGUGAGAUGAAUCCCGAGUUGUUGAGGUCGCUCAUCUGAAAGACGGCAUCGAUCUCAGCGUCCUCAAACACACCGGCCUCCUUCCCCUGUCACACCAGGCACCCACAUCAGCACAAUCCAUGCAGGCAAUGCAUGGCCCGACACGCAUCCAUACCUCUUCGACGCGUCGUUUCAGCUCCUCGGUGAGGAACUUGCGAACAUCGACGGGCUUGUGGAAGCUCACGGCCGUGCACAAGUCCUGAAGAUGGGGAAAAGGGCCAGCAGGGCGCCAUCCUGGCGUCGGUUCUGAGGUGCAUGUACGUCCAUUUGUGGCCCGGCCCACCGUGAAGAGCUCCGUGAUGCGGUGCUUCUCGAGGUAUUCCUCAGCUUUCGCUCGGAUGUCUGCACAACGAAAAGAAGAAAAGGGACACGCUGUCGCCACGGAACUCGUGUAGGGGCUUUUUGUAAUGCACAAACCUGUUUUCUCCAUCAUUCCCUGCCAACGG